GGGAGUCGCCGUCGGCCAACGCGGGAGCUGCUCGCGUCGUGGAUCGGGGUAGAAGAUGAUGGGCUUUCUGCGCCGGACGUUCAGCCGCCGUUCGCGGAGACGGCUGCAGACGGCGGCGGAGGCGGACGAACGGGACGGUAAGGGGGGAGGAGGAGGAGGAGGCGGAGGUGGAGGUGGAGGUGGUAGAGGGGCAACCGGGAACCCCGCGCUCCUCGCUCACCAGCAGCAGGUCGUCCAUGCGCCCGCCGUGGUCACCGGAGGAGCGGCGGUGCACAUCCCGGCGGCCGGCACCGCGCGUCCGGUCGUCACCUGCCGGGUUCUGCUGCUGGACGGCUCGGACGUCAGCGUGGACCUGCCGAGCAAAUCAAAAGGCCAGGAGCUCUUUGAUCAGAUCUUGUAUCAUUUAGACUUGGUGGAGGCCGACUACUUUGGACUGCAAUACAUGGAUACGGAGCAAGUUUCGCACUGGCUAGACAUGUCCAAGCCCAUAAAGAAGCAGAUCAGAGAUGGUCCUCCCUACAGGCUGUUCUUCAGAGUCAAGUUUUACUCCUCGGAGCCGAAUAACCUACACGAGGAAUUCACCAGGUAUCUGUUUGUGCUGCAGCUACGGCAAGACAUUCUGUCCGGCAAGUUGAAAUGUCCGUACGACGUCUCCAUAGAACUGGGCGCCUAUUGUUUACAAAGUGAGCUGGGAGACUGCGAUCCUUUGGAGCACUCUCCCGAACUGGUGUCGGAGUUUCGCUUCACCCCCAAACAGAGCGAGGCCAUGGAGGCAGACAUCUUCAGCAAAUGGGUGGAGCUCAGGGGAAAGAGCCCAUCUCAAGCAGAGAUCAGCUUCCUCAAUAAAUGCAAAUGGCUGGAGCUUUAUGGAGUAGAUAUGCACUUUGUGAAGGGCCGAGAUGGAGGGGAGUACGCUCUAGGUCUCACUCCCACCGGCAUCCUGGUGUUUGAGGGCUCAAGCAAGAUAGGCCUCUUCUUCUGGCCCAAGAUCACCCGUCUGGACUUCAAGAAGAGUCGACUCACGCUGAUCGUGGUGGAAGACGACGACCAGGGACGGGAGCAGGAGCAUACGUUCGUGUUCCAGUUGGCCAGCUCCAAAAGUUGCAAGCACCUGUGGAAGUGCGCCGUGGAGAGUCACGCCUUCUUCCGGUUGCGCCAGCCGACUGCAGGCAAGGCCAGCCACAGCGAUUUCACACGCCUCGGGUCACGCUUCAGAUUCAGUGGUAAGACAGAGUACCAGGCCACUCGGGGCAGUCGGCUAAGGAGGGCCAGCACAUUUGAGAGGAGGCCAAGCAAGAGAUACCCCUCCCGCUCUCACUCACUGGGCAAAGCUAUUUCGCCAGCCAAACCACAGCACGCUGGCGCUCGAGCCAGCCCUGACCCCAGCCUGCAUCUGUACCAGCAUAACAUUCCCAUUGGUCGUGACCCCUGGCACCCGCCCCACCCGGCCCUCACCCCCCCAGUUUACCUGCAGCACACCGGGCACACACCGCCCCACAGUUACCCUCUGAGCGGUCCCGGUUCGCAGCAUCAGUUCAGCGUCGAGGAGAACGAGGCCCAGUAUUCGGGGAAGGUCCACUGCCAUCGCCGCCGGCACACACACAGCCAGGACACUUUGUGCCACACACACACCAACGCCAAACACCGAGCCCCUCCUUGCCCGGCAGACGAACUGGACCUGUCUCAGUCUCUGCUCAAGGCCCUGGAGUCUGACAGCGACUCUUCCCCUUGGCCGUCUCUCCACAUCAAUAUCGACAAGGGUGAGGAGAAGCAGCUGUCUGAAAAGUCCCUGCACCCCCCCGCCUCGCCGUCGUUGCUGCCGGACCACCUCAAAUGCAACAUCCUCAAGGCGCAGAUGGAGGCGGCUUUCAGGAAGGAAGCUCCGACGCCGCCGAGGGGGAAGAACUCGGGCGAGGCUCUGAACGACAGAUAUCAGAGCUCGCCCCAAGAUUCAGCCCCGUCCAGUCUGACCGCAGACAAGACCCCCCAUCGGCCAGAGUGCAACCCCACCCCGGAGAGACUGCAACCCAGGCCCAACCCGAGCACCAACCGCAGGAAAAGGCUGGUUCGCCAGUUCAGCUUCAACCAUGAAGAUGAGGAUAAUCUCCCAGAAGCCCUUGCGGCAAUCUCGUCCCAGAGCGCGGGCAAGUCUGGAUCUACCAGUUCGUUGGACAAACAAGUACAACCACCCAUAUACCCACAGGUGGACAAUAUGCCCACACUGGAACUGGGUAGUCCCUGCUGUCCCUCUCCUUCUCCGUCCCCACACCUCUCCCCUUCCUUCUACCAUAGCUCCAUCCCUCACCUGGUCCCGUACCUUGCCGCCCACACGGACAGGGAGGAGGUGAGACUGGACAGAGAGAAGAUACUAAGGGCACUCCUGAUGACAGAGCUCUGAGACGCUGACCCUUGACCCCCCCUCGUGACGUUGCCACCGACCCAGUGUCAAAGGGAGGCCGAAGCGGAGUCGCCAAAGUCCCAAAGUCGCCAGCUGCACUCAGCAUUUGUACAUUUGCAUAAUGCAGUCAACAUUUCCAAAUAUAUAUUUACA
Molecule: messenger RNA, 2551 nt
Organism: Lampris incognitus (smalleye Pacific opah)
Lineage: Eukaryota; Metazoa; Chordata; Actinopteri; Lampriformes; Lampridae
Gene: epb41l4b
Product: erythrocyte membrane protein band 4.1 like 4B
Exons: 23
Coding region: 56-2398 (780 amino acids)
Cellular component (GO): cytoskeleton
Molecular function (GO): cytoskeletal protein binding
Source: RefSeq, a predicted model, not a curated record